AUGAGUCUUCCACAACUCGUUUCUCCUAUCAAUCCUCCACUGUCAAGUGGGUCUUCAUUCCGCCGCGCCAGCGACAUGCAACUCGACCAAUCGACGAAUGAUGGGCAACCUGGUCUUGUGGCGGUAACUGCAGCAACUUCGCUCGCCCCCUCAGCCGUAACCACCACAGCCAGCUUUCAUCUAAUAUCAGGCGCCCUCCUUUGUACCGCCAGACUAGCUCGCGUCUUUUGGCGCCAAGCACUGUUCGUACGUGAGUCAAAUUCAGAACUACUUUUUGAUGCAAGGUCGGGUUUGGAGUCUGGAUUCUGGGCUCGAAAGGCCGCGCGGCGCUUAGGUGGCUGGAUGGUGGAUGUCGCAACUGCGGGUCUCACCUCAAUUUGGACUGGCCUUGGGGAAAUUAGUCGCGGUCAGCUCCUGGGGAGUGACCGAUCUGCUGGCCUGAGAAAAGCAGCUGGGUCUGCUUAUCCUUCUGAGCUAGUGAGUUCUUCAUUGAAUAACUGUAUGUCUAAUUUUAAGCUGGACACUCGAAUUGGUGCAUGUGAUUUGAUCUGGCUUGGUCAACGGCUUGCAUACUUGCAAAACCUAUUUGAACGUCAGCUCACCCUUCGGGACGGUCUUCUUCGCAGCUUACCUGGCAUGGCGGCUGCCUCCAAUCUGCCUAGUAAUAGUCUAUCCUCUUCUUCACAUCAAUUCGGCUUACUUUCUGGUCGUAGGCCGUCUCCAGUAGGGGAGACUAAUACGGCCCGCCUCAUGGGGAACUUGGGUCCCUCCUGGCGACAGGGUCUCGGUGCGAGAGAUCCACUGACAGGCCGACUACAUUUCAGCUCAACUCCCGCACCUGGAACUCCGGUCACAUUUUAUCCGCCCGAUACAGCUGUUUUAUUGCAUAGACUGGCUGAAGAUGGUGUCUCUCUAAUGAAGGCCUGUUGUGAAGUAGUCGGUCUGUGGAGUAUUCUGGGUGACUAUGACAUUCCUGCGAUUGCCAGCCGGCUUUCUCCAGUAGACUGCGAUUUGCUCUGCUCAGUGCCGGUGGAAGCUUUCGUCGUCACCUAUCAGAACUCUGCUUCUUGCUUUGGUGGAUCGAGUUCCGGCGAGGGGGCUGCCUCUCCCUCUGUAGGUGCCCCUGUAACCCCAUCAGGUCCAGCAAGCAGUGGCUCAGGCCUCGGCAAUGUAGGAGCUGUUGGUUCAGCUGUUAGUGGCUGUACUGGCACGGUUGGGGGUGGAAACAUCGAGGUCGGUCUUCUCGGAUUGACAGGAGAAAGCAGUGGCCCUGUUGUCGGUGCUAGUGGCGCAUGCACUGGUUCUUCAUCUGCUGGUUCUCGGGCUGCUUCGGGCCGCUUCUCUUCUGGUUGGACUGAUCUGCUAACCUGUUUAAUAGCUGCAUUACUUGAGCAUGCGCUAGUCGACCUAGAUACUACUUCCAUGGCUCCAUCACUGCCAGGCGACGAAUCCGAAAUGGCUGGAAAAAAUGGAGUCGUGUUAGCCAUCGAUGAGCUGGUUGAUCGUCUCCGACGGACUUGUCCGGCCUUGUUUGCUCACGAGGACGCCCUAUGCACCAAAGCUGAUGAAUGUUUGGUUCAGGUCAGAAUGAUAUUUAUCGUUGAAAUUAUCUACUAG
Molecule: messenger RNA, 1617 nt
Organism: Protopolystoma xenopodis
Lineage: Eukaryota; Metazoa; Platyhelminthes; Monogenea; Polystomatidea; Polystomatidae
Source: the annotation of a GenBank genome assembly